AUGGGCUACGGCGCGGUGCCCGGCGCCCGAUACUGGCUUAUCCGCAACUCGUGGGGGGAAGGCUGGGGCGAGCGCGGCUUCAUCCGGCUGUUCCGCUACGGCGGCGAAGGCGACGACUCCCACUGCGGCGUCGACAGCGACCCGCAACAGGGCGUCGGAUGCGACGGUGGCCCGAGUCAGGUCACCGUGUGCGGCAUGUGCGGCAUUCUUGCCGACGCC
Prorocentrum cordatum is the source of this 219-nucleotide messenger RNA. Lineage: Eukaryota; Dinophyceae; Prorocentrales; Prorocentraceae. The record is from the annotation of a GenBank genome assembly.